Messenger RNA from Varanus komodoensis (Komodo dragon), 7780 nucleotides. RefSeq names its product lysine demethylase 7A (gene KDM7A). The coding region runs from base 63 to 2876 and encodes 937 amino acids. Gene Ontology annotation, molecular function: histone demethylase activity; transcription coregulator activity. The record is from RefSeq and is a predicted model, not a curated record. The transcript has 20 exons. NCBI's taxonomy places the organism in Eukaryota, Metazoa, Chordata, Lepidosauria, Squamata, Varanidae. Gene Ontology annotation, biological process: protein demethylation; regulation of transcription by RNA polymerase II.
AGCAGGGUGGUUCAGUCAGUCAGUCGAGCGAGCGAGCGGGCGAACGAGUGAGUUCUUUAAAGAUGGCCGGAGCGGCGGCGGCGACGACGACGGCAACAACGACCGCGGCGGCGGCGGCGGCCACCACCGCCGCGACCAGCGCGACCCCCGUGUAUUGUGUGUGCCGGGAGCCUUACGAUGUGAGCCGCUUCAUGAUCGAGUGCGACAUAUGCAAGGACUGGUUCCACGGCAGUUGUGUCAGAGUGGAAGAGCACCAUGCUGUUGACAUUGAUGUGUACCACUGUCCCAAUUGUGCGGUUCUUCAUGGACCUUCUUUAAUGAAGAAGAGAAGGAACUGGCAUAGACAUGACUAUACAGAAUUUGAUGAUGGUUCCAAGCCAGUUCAAGCUGGAACACGAACAUUUAUUAAACAGCUACGUGCUCGUUCAUUCCCAAGUGCUGAUGAAAUCAUUUUGAAAAUGCAUGGUAGCCAAUUGACUCAAAGAUACCUGGAGAAGCAUGGGUUUGAUGUUCCCAUUAUGAUUCCUAAAUUAGAUGGCUUAGGUCUUCGUCUUCCACCCUCUACUUUUUCUGUUCUUGAUGUGGAACGAUAUGUAGGUGGCGAUAAAGUGAUAGAUGUUAUUGAUGUGGCAAGACAAGCAGACAGUAAAAUGAAGCUCCAUAAUUAUGUUAAGUACUUCACAAACUCUGAAAGACCAAAAGUAUUAAAUGUGAUCAGCCUAGAAUUUUCAGAUACAAAGAUGUCUGAAUUAGUGGAAGUCCCUGAAAUUGCCAGAAAACUUUCAUGGGUGGAAAAUUACUGGCCAGAUGACUCAGUCUUUCCUAAGCCAUUCGUUCAAAAGUAUUGCUUAAUGGGAGUUCAAGAUAGCUACACAGAUUUUCAUAUUGAUUUUGGGGGCACUUCUGUCUGGUAUCAUGUUCUCUGGGGAGAGAAGAUCUUCUACUUGAUCAAACCUACUAAUGAAAACCUUGCAAUUUAUGAAUCCUGGAGUUCGUCUGUCACCCAGAGUGAGGUGUACUUUGGAGAUAAAGUUGACAAGUGUUACAAAUGUGUUGUGAAGCAAGGACAUACCUUAUUUGUUCCAACAGGCUGGAUUCAUGCUGUGCUCACUUCUCAGGAUUGUAUGGCUUUUGGAGGGAACUUUUUGCACAACCUCAAUAUUGGCAUGCAGCUCAGGUGUUAUGAAAUGGAGAAAAGGCUAAAAACCCCAGAUCUUUUCAAAUUUCCUUUCUUUGAAGCCAUCUGUUGGUUUGUGGCCAAAAACUUACUGGAAACAUUGAAAGAGCUGAGAGAAGAUGGUUUUCAGCCCCAAACCUUCUUGAUACAAGGAGUAAAAGCUUUACUUAGUGCAUUAAAGUUAUGGAUGAAAAAAGAUCUUGUAACAGAACAUGCUUUUGAAAUUCCGGACAAUAUUAGGCCUGGACAGCUUAUUAAAGAACUCUCUAAAGUGAUUCGUUCUGUAGAGGAAGAGAACAGCAAACCAGUUAAAACUCAGGGAAUUAGUGUGUGCCAAGUUUCACGAUCAUCAAAUGAAUCGGCCUCCGCUCAUCAUUCCAGACGAAAAGCAAGGAAGCUACGAGACCAUGCCAUCAAAACGCCUACCAAUUUGGACAUCCUGGAACUCCAUACAAAGGAAGUUCUCAAAAGAGUGGAGAUGUCCCCAUGGGAAGAGGACACAGCAAAUUAUAAAUUAAAUGGAAGAUUUAACAAGCCUCUUCAGCCGUCUUCCACUGUUCCUGAAUGGAGACCGAAGGACAAUGAUUUACGGCUUUUGCUGUCAAAUGGAAGAAUAAUUAGGUUAUUUUGUGACAGAGAUGAGAGGCACCCCUUUAGAGAUCCAAGCCUUUACACUGCAGACAGUGAAGAUGAGGAUGACAGGAUGCAGUCAGAGAAGCAAAGAAGUGUUAAGACAGAAGAUCAGAACUCCCAGGAAGCAGAUGGCAGUGCAGAGAAGCAGAAACCACUGAAUAUGUUCUUCGAAAGUGUGAAAUCAGAACUCAGGAAUGGAAACUCAGAAUACUCUGAUAUUUCUGAUUCAGAAGAAUCUGAGCCUGAUUGCACUAACCAGCAAAAGGAUUCCUCUCUAGAGGAGUCAGAAAGCUCAGGUGAUGAGAAACAGGAAGUAACUUCAAAUGUUAAAGAGGAAUCUAAAGUAAAAAAUUACCUCUUUCAAACCACAAAGAAGCCAUCUAGAAAUGAAACUGCAAGUAAAAGGGAAUGUCCUACCUCGACUAGUACGGAGGAAGAAGCUAUUCAGGGCAUGCUUUCUAUGGCAGGAUUGCACUAUACCACUUGUUUACCAGAUCAUACACAGAGCACAGACUGCACUAGUAGAAGAAUCUCUCUUCAGGAACACAAGAACUAUCCCAAAAGUAGGCAUAAAGACAAGAUGUGUUCCCAAAGUCAUAAAGCAGAAUGUGGUAAGCACAUAAAAGAAGGAAAGGAUGCAGGAGUUUCAACGUUAGCUGUAACGUUACAUGCAGUUACUAAAGUAAAUCCUCAGGAUACAAGUAAAACUCAGAAAUACAUUAAGAAGGAAAGUGCAUCUGAGGCCAGUUACAGAAUUCAAGAAAACAGGAGUAACUUACAAAAUAAUGGUUUGAGCUUCCCACAUGGCAAAUGUAUGCAGGACUGUACCUUGACUGAAGGGGAGUGCAGGCUAAGUGAUGGCAGCCUCAGCCCUGACAGGCCAUAUGGUGAAACAUCGUUGUCUGUACCUCUCCAUCCAACCAAGAGGCCAGCAUCAAAUCCACCCCCUAUUAGCAACCAGGCAACAAAAGGCAAGCGUCCAAAGAAAGGAAUGGCAACUGCCAAACAGCGUCUUGGGAAGAUUCUAAAGCUGAACCGAAAUGGCCAUGCACGCUUCUUUGUUUGAUGCAGUAUCUGCUUCCACUGCUGCUGACCUUUUUGUACACAGACCAGUAUUUGAGGGUAACAGUGCCUGGAGCUUCUGUUCUAUUCAUCUGCUUGAAGCAGAAUGCAUGUACCUUAUUAGAACACUGCCUGAUGAACAAAACCUGAAUGCUGCAUUUUCACUGUGCCACACCUGCUCAGCAAUAACCAUUUGAGAAACAGGGGAAUAUUCAGAAAGACUGGAUUGGGAGAUGAUUUUUUUUCAGGGCUCAAUCAUUUUGUUGUUUUUGGUAGUGUCUGAGCUUAUUCAUGAACAAAAGAGUGUGAUGAAGGUGGUUAUCAAUAAUUUAUUUGACAGAUUUUGGCAACUAUUGAAUUCAUUUUUAAACUAUUUAUUUAGAAAGCAUUUUGUGGGAUUAUGAUUUAAUUUUAGAUAUUAAGAAUGUGAAGGCUUUUAUUUGUCCUUAAUGUCUGUCUGUCUGCCUGACUGUCUUGUCUGUCUGUAUGCAGUGGAGAGCCACUUGAAUGAUUUAUUCUGGAUUCAUGCAUUUGAUUUACAGGUUAUAGUCUUAAAGCAUGGAUGUGAUGCAUUAAGUUAAGGCACAUGAAAUCACAUGUUAAUGUCUGAUCUUUGUGUAAGGUCAUGGAUAGUUUUUCUACUGACUUCUGAAGUAUGUAUUCUCUGCCAGUUUACCUUUUCCUUUCCUUUUAUCCCUGUUCCUGCCUCUUCCUCAUCUCCUGUGUCCCCAUAUUUAUUCUGGAUCAUAAACUGGUGUAACAUUAGCGACAGCUUUUCCUUGUAUAUGUGAUCCUUCCACCUUACUUGUUUCCAUGUCAUGGAGAAGAACCCAUGCAAAGCAUGGGUAGCAGUACACCAAGGAUAGCACUACAGCUAUUGAUUUAAGUGUAGGCACUUAAAUGCAUUUUGUGAAAAAAUGCUGUUAUGGUGGCAGUUUUGCCUGAUUGUCUACACGUCAGCCAAUUAAAGGUCUUAAGUCAUUUUUGUAUAUAUGUAUAUGUGUUUGAUAGCUUGUCAAAUCUUGAAAUGACUAUUUUGCGUCAUGCUUUGCAAAGAUCUGGUAGUAAAAGCCAAUUCUAAAAUGCAUGUAAAUAACUUAGAUGAUAAAUUUGUAUUUUUGUAAUAUAAAAUUGAAUAUUUAAGCUCUUUUUGGAGGAAAAGUGGGAGGCACCUAUAUUACUACUUUGGUAAGAGGGCUAUUCAAUACUAAAGUGGGAAUAUUAGGGAUACUGCUUUGGUGUUUUUUUUUUCCUGUUGAUCAAGAGUUAAAGCAUGGCCAAAGCUACUCAGUUGCUUGACUUCAAUAAAAUCUUCCCAGCCUUCAGGUUAUAUCUAAAAUAAAAUACCUAGAAGUCCAAAAAUAGGACUUUUCUUUGCUUAAACCAUUUUAAAUAUUCAGUAUUUGCUGCAUUUGUGUAUGUGUAUUUGUAUUAAACUAUACAUUAUGUCCUUGUCACAUAUCAGAAUAGUCAGGCUUUCUUGGCUACUGCAGUUGUAAAGACUUGGACAGAUUUCUCAGUGGAAGGCUGUAGUCCUUAACAAUAUUGCCACUUAAGCCAAUUUAACUCAAUAGAACUUAACAGUGCAUAACUAUGUGUAGGAAGACAGCCAAACAAACAAACAAGCUAGCAAUCUUAAGUUGGAAGCAAGUUCCAUUGAAAUCAGUGGGGCAGACUUCUGGUUAAAUAUGAUUAGGAUUGGAGUGGAAAUGUAAAAAAUCAUUCAGAUAACAAGUUUGUGACAUGGCCUAGGUUUUGAAAAUUAUCAUACAGUUUUUAUUCAUCCUCUUUUCCCCUCGUUUUUUCUCAGCAUAUGUGUGUCAAAAUUUAGGAAAAACAAAACUGGAUAACCUGCAUGUUAUCGUUAUAGGUAGAGCUGAUAACAGAGAAAAUACCAUAUUAGUUUUUAGAAGCAACUGUGAUUAUUAAGUAAAUCCAGACCAACACACUUUUCAGUACUGAUAAAAGAAAGUGAUCCUUUGAUCAGUCAGUAUAUCUUUUAAUUGAGCCAUAGUACAUUUAAGUACAAAUACUAAUUUGUAUUGUGUGUUCUCUAUAUCAUUCUAAAGUAUGUUUAGUGAACAUUUUGAAAUAGGUGUAAAAAACAGUUCCGAACACUUCCAGGUUUUGAAGCUUUGGUUCAUUUCUAGUAGUAAGCCAUAUACCUUAAAGGAAUUCCUUGUUUGCUUAAAAAAGAGGAAUAAAACAGCUUAAAUAGAGAAAACCAAUCAACUAUUCAUGUAUUAAAAAUAAAAUCAUUGUUGCUAGACCGUAGUAGCUAACUGGUCUCAUAACUGAUCUAGUUUGUCUAAGCAUCUUAAUAAAAUGUAUAGCUAUGGGCAUAUUGAGGAGCAGGUGAUGAAGGUGGAGAAGGAGGGAAGGUUUUGGUUAAAACCAUCUUUGAUUGGGUGUUUCCACUUACUUUACUCAUUCUCUUCUCCCACCUCAUCCCCCUAACUGCUGCUCUCAUCCCAUGGUUCUUCGUUGCUAUGUGCAUACAAACAUCUCUUCAUAGUCUACCAAAAUGAAUACACUACCUGAAAACAUUUUUUUUUUUUUUUGGCUUUCUGUGGCUUUCAAACGGAAGCAAAUGCCUUUCUGUCAGCACUUCAGUAUGCAUUUAACUGAAAUACAGCUUUGAAUUAGGCUGGAAUUUUGAGAAAGUUUGCAGGCUUAUUUUUGCAUUUCAUGUUCCUUUGAAAUUUGGCAACAACUGUUUUAGUAGCUUGAAGAAGCAAAAUAUUUAUUGUGGUAGUUGAAUGGACAGACUUGUUUGUAUGCUAUUAACUAACUUGGUAGAAAUCCCUGUUGCCCAAGACUUUUCAAAUGUAUUAGACUUUCUGCAUUAGAUGCUGUGGCAGCCCUGUUUUAGUUCACUUUCUAGAGAGAGAAGCAGUGCUAAAGCCAUAUUUGGCAGAAGGUGACUAUGUCCUCAGUAGAAUCACACUUUCAAAAAGGAAAUGUUUUUAAAUAAUUGGAAAUUCAGCUGCAAGCUGGAGUUAUGGACCUGUUCUCUCCUGAGCGGGCAGAGUGAGAAAGUAACAUGAAAUGUUUGAGAUUUGCUGAUGAGAGAUGGAAAACAGGGCAUCAGUUCUUGGUUUAAGCAGCAGCAUCUCCAGCAGCAAGUCUCUUUUCUUUCUACAAUACUUACUAAUAAAUCCAAGCUACAAAGUAGCCUCAAAUAACCUCUGUGGUAGAUUACCUAUGCAAUCAGAAAUACUGACAUAUGAUCAUUCUCAAACCAUUUCAGGAAGGUGGAACAAGAAGACCUUCCUUUUCAGCCACAAUUUUGUCACAGCUGAAGUGCUUAUAUUAAUGUUCUUCAGGUUAAGAGCACAGUGUCAUGAUCACAUUAAAGAAUUUUUAGUUCACCUAAGCUUUUAACACACCACAGACUGCCUUCAUCCACCAAGAUGUGUAGUCAUUACACUCAGUGAUCUUGUAGGACUCAAAGCAACCCUGCCCUGAUUCAGUAAUUUGCUAACAUUAUAACUGGUACCUUGGAGAAACUGAGGAGGCCUAAUCCUUUGCAUAGUGACUCUCUUAACCCGCAAUCUCUGUGCCACCAAAAAGAAAAAAAAACUCAAAAAAAUCUUAGUUUGUAAUAGCUUAAAUGCAUACUUCCAGACCAUUAAAACUGUUUGUGAUCCUGGACCUAAGCAAACCCAGGGCAACAUUAUUUUGUGGAAGAAAUAUGAACUGAAUUUAAGGGCCUUACUGUUUGUAGUUUAAGGGUGUAAUCCUAGCAAUUCUGCCAUCAGUGCUUCCAAGCCCAUAAGUCUGAGGCUUACGACAUCCAAUGCAGAGAGGGAGAAGUAGCCUCUCCCUGUGCAACUCAGCAAGAUGGCCAACUUCAGCCAAGUAGCUGCAGUGCUUCAGAAAGGGAGGAAAAGAAGCGGGAGCACCAUCAAAUCCCCCUUCUCUGCUGGUGAACCACCCCAUUUACCCUGUCUCCAAGGUUGAUUUUCUGACCUCAGAGAAGCAGCCAACAUGGUUCUUUCCAUGAGGCAGGGUGGGAGGGGAUGAAUCCCAGACUCUGAGGUCACAGCUCUGGUUUCAGCCUCAGAUCUGGGAACCUGAAGUAUCCUAUGCAUCCCAACACUGUCCGAGGACCAUAGGAUUGCUCUCUAAACUGGAUUAAAAGCUGCAACAUUGGUACUUCCAAAAAAGGCAAAGAUGUGUACAAAAUAAGUGAAUUGUGCAGUACUGAGUAGGAAUAAGACUAGCACUGAUUGGGGAAUGUAGCUGUUGCUAAAGCUGCAUUUCUGCCUGGAAAAGGACUUUGAUAAAUUUUUAAGCCAUAAUAGUUUCUUGCAGUGGGAAGGGAAUGAAAGAGAUCACUUUAAGAGAUUAUAUUAUUAUGAAUUAUCACUUCUGCUGGGAAAAGUUUAACUUUGCCAGUGCUUUGGCAUUUUUUGGGAUAUUCAUUACAUUUGGGAAAAAGGGGGAUAGGUCUUGGCUAUAUUUACUAGUUUUGUAGUAGUGUUUUGCUGAUGUGUCUCUUCCCCCACACCUUUUUCUACUGUCAGUCUAAUUUCUAACCUUUUUGAAUGUUUGUGAACUAGCUGUCUUUCUGAAUAAGGAUUUGUGUGUCCUCUGCUCCUUUUUACGGAAACACACUACUGCGUGGAGUGUUUAGGCUGGGAAAUGAGAUGCUGCAGCUUUAAGAGCAUUUUUUUUCCAAUUUAUAACAGUGUUUCCCAACCCAUUUUUGCCUGCAGGCAGGGAAAGUGUAUGUACAGUAUUUAUUUUGUUUUGAUUUUACUUUGAAAUGUGUAAGUUUCUAUAAGUAGCUUACGGAUUUACUGUUUGGGAGGAUGUGGCUUGUUUAAAUUUGUAUUUGACCAUAGUUUUCACUUUCUGUACUUUAAAUACUGAAAUUAAAAUCUGUAUUACUUAUGUUUUUGA